AUGGGGACGCCGGCUCUGCAGGGACUCCUCCUCCUCCUCCCGUUGCUGCUGCGGCCGCGCGGGGCCUCCGCAGGGAGCCUACACAGCCCAGGCCUGUCCGAGUGCUUCCAGGUGAACGGCGCUGAUUACCGCGGCCGCCAGAACUACACGGGCCCGCGCGGGGCCGGACGCCCGUGUCUUUUCUGGGACCAGACCCAGCAGCACAGCUACAGCAGCGCCAGCGACCCCCAGGGCCGCUGGGGGCUGGGUACGCACAACUUCUGCAGAAACCCAGACGGCGAUGUGCAGCCUUGGUGCUAUGUGGCAGAGACGGAAGAGGGCAUCUACUGGCGCUACUGUGACAUUCCCACGUGCCACAUGCCAGGGUACCUGGGCUGCUUCGUGGACUCGGGGGCGCCCCCCGCUCUCAGCGGCCCCAGUGGCACCUCCACGAAGCUCACAGUGCAGGUGUGCCUGCGAUUCUGCCGCAUGAAGGGCUACCAGCUGGCUGGCGUGGAGGCUGGUUACGCCUGCUUCUGUGGCUCUGAAAGUGACCUGGCCCGGGGACGUCCAGCCCCUGCCACCGACUGUGACCAGAUCUGCUUUGGCCACCCAGGCCAGCUGUGCGGAGGCGAUGGGCGACUGGGCAUCUAUGAAGUGUCCGUGGGCUCCUGCCAGGGAAACUGGACGGCGCCUCAGGGUGUCAUCUACUCCCCGGAUUUCCCGGAUGAGUAUGGGCCAGACCGGAACUGCAGCUGGGUACUGGGCCAGUUGGGCGCUGUGCUAGAGCUGACCUUCCGCCUCUUCGAGCUGGCGGAUUCUCGGGACCGGCUGGAGCUCCGCGAUGCCUCCUCCGGCCGCCUGCUCCGCGCCUUCGACGGCGCCCACCCGCCGCCGCCAGGGCCGCUGCGCCUGCGCACUGGCGCGCUGCUGCUCACCUUCCGCAGCGACGCACGAGGCCAUGCUCAAGGCUUCGCGCUCACCUACCGAGGCCUGCAGGACACGGUGCGGGACGGCGCGUCCCCCGAGGACCCGGCCGAGCCGCCCGCGGGGGACCCCGACGGGGCCAACGUGAGCUGCAGCCCCAAGCCCGGAGCUGCCCAGGCUUCGAUAGGGGCCCGAGUCCUCUCCACCGUGACGGCCGUCUCCGUGCUAUCGCUGUUGCUUCUGUCGCUACUGCGUUUGCUGCGUCGACGGAGCUGUCUGCUGGCUCCAGGAAAAGGGUCUCUGGCCUUGGGACCUUCCCGGGGCCCCGGGAGAAGCUGGGCUGUGUGGUACCGCCGGCCCCGAGGGGUGGCCCUGCCCUGUCCCCCAGGGGACUCUCAGGCUGAGGGUCCUGCCGCAGGCUACCGGCCCCUGAGUGCCUCCAGCCAGAGCUCCUUGCGCUCGCUCGUCUCUGCUCUCUGACCCCGGACGUGCGGGGGUCCAUCACUACUUCCGCCAGCGAGAUGGACACCUGAGAUAUUCUGCAGCGCCCUACCUCGACCCUGUGCCCCUUUAAGGGCAGACAGGUGUCUGCUCCUCUCGGGGAGACCAGAAAAUCGGACAGAGAGCAUCGGUGCUGCUUGGGAACUUGGCCUGACCCUGGGGGUCCAAAUGGCCGAAGCCAAAGGGCAAACACCCUAACCCAUGAACCUUAGUGAGGGGUGGUGUCUGGUUUUAGGGUUCUUUGCGCCUCUUUUGGGGUGGUCCUGGACUGCUGCCCUUGAUGAAAGGUUGGGGGCCAACAAAGUGACCCAAAGACUCACCAUAGACUUAAAAUAA
This is a messenger RNA of Psammomys obesus (fat sand rat), 1743 nucleotides long. RefSeq names its product kringle containing transmembrane protein 2 (gene Kremen2). Gene Ontology annotation, cellular component: plasma membrane. The record is from RefSeq and is a predicted model, not a curated record. The coding region runs from base 1 to 1386 and encodes 461 amino acids. The transcript is spliced from 9 exons. Gene Ontology annotation, biological process: negative regulation of inflammatory response; multicellular organism development; Wnt signaling pathway. Lineage: Eukaryota; Metazoa; Chordata; Mammalia; Rodentia; Muridae. Gene Ontology annotation, molecular function: serine-type endopeptidase activity.